AUGGAACAAGAAUAUACUUUAUUAGACAUUGAUGGACAUCCUUUCGGGUGGCCGAAGAACGGAUUUCCUGGACCACAAGGGCCAUAUUAUUGCGGUGUUGGAGCGAACAAAGUAUAUGGACGUGAUAUAGUUGAAGCUCACUAUAGAGCGUGUUUGUAUGCGGGUAUCAAUAUAUCCGGGACUAAUGCGGAAGUAAUGCCGGGACAAGUAUGUCAUAUCAAAUAG
Strongylus vulgaris is the source of this 225-nucleotide messenger RNA. Lineage: Eukaryota; Metazoa; Nematoda; Chromadorea; Rhabditida; Strongylidae. The record is from the annotation of a GenBank genome assembly.